Messenger RNA from Daldinia caldariorum, 655 nucleotides. RefSeq lists its product as uncharacterized. The transcript has a single exon. Bases 130 to 576 code for a protein of 148 amino acids. NCBI's taxonomy places the organism in Eukaryota, Fungi, Ascomycota, Sordariomycetes, Xylariales, Hypoxylaceae. The record is from RefSeq and is a predicted model, not a curated record.
GCUUAUAUCUCUCGAAUCAUUUGAAUUGGAGGCUGGUAGAGACAAUUAUAGGAAUACGUCAAGUGUACCUACUGUCUUCAUUAACCGCAAAGCCAACACCAAAACCUCAUAGAGAAAUUUACAUUCAUCAUGGCUGUUUCACAUGAAGUCGCCCAGAAAAUCAUUAACAAGAAAAACCUAUACUGCCAACUUGUCGAUACCGAUCAAUACCAAAGGGUCGCAGGAGAAUUUAUGCUGUCCGAUGCAACGUCCACCUGGUACUCCGAUGGAAAGAUAAUGAACGAUAAAGGGGUCGAAUUGAAUUUUUCUAGCGCCCUAGCCAUGACGAAGUACUGCGCAAAUAGAUUCAAGAACUCACAAUGUAUACACGCUAUCUCUCCCCCACAUCUAGAACAGAUUGGCCCCGACGAGGUCAAGGCAGUCUUCAUUAUCCGUUAUGAUUACGGCCCGAAGGGAUCGAACGCUGGAAAACACUGCACCGGUGGGGGUUAUUAUCACGAGCGCUAUGUGCGCAAAGGCGAGGACUGGUUUCUGAAGGACAUGAAAAUGUACCGGACGUACGAGAGAGAGGUAUAAUACCCGAUAUAUUAGAUGAUCUGCUGAAGAACGCAACAUUUUCGUCCCCUUCUGUUUGCGGGCAGGUAGGAUAUCUUCU